Molecule: messenger RNA, 1347 nt
Organism: Cercopithifilaria johnstoni
Lineage: Eukaryota; Metazoa; Nematoda; Chromadorea; Rhabditida; Onchocercidae
Source: the annotation of a GenBank genome assembly
AUGUACUGGAAACAUGUAGCAUAUUUCAUGUGUUUAUUUGGAAUGAUCAAGAAAUUCCGUCCAGCUACCCCUUUUUUGACACCAUUCCUCAUUUCAUCAUAUAAAAAUUUCACCGAUGUUCAACUGUAUAGUCAAAUAUAUCCAUUAUGGACUUAUUCAUAUUUGAUCGCAUUGAUACCAACAUUUUUCCUUACUGAUAUAUUGCGACAUAAACCAAUUGUAGUUCUCGAAGCGAUGUCUUAUUGCGUUUCUCGUGCAAUCAUUCUUUGGGGUAAUAAAGUAUGGCAAAUGCAAUUAAUGGAAAUCAUUUCUGGACUAUCAGCAGCAUCCGAUAUUGCCUAUGUGUCCUAUAUGUAUGCAGUUGUUGAACAAAAGCAUUUCAAAUGUAUCACUUCAUAUGUGAAGACAGCUACAUUGUUUGGCAAAUUUUUAGCUUACGGAUCCGGUCAGCUGCUUAUUUCAACUCAUCUUAUUUCAUAUUUACAACUACAUGAGAUUUCAUUUGGUUCCGGUUGUAUUUCCUUACUAAUAGCUUGCUUACUUCCAUCAAUAUCACCCAAUAUGAUCAAGAAUAAAAAUUUAAGAGAAAUGGAAAAUUUCGACCAAACAAUCGAAAUACAUGACGAAGAAAGGGUAUCACUAAAUGCAAUAUCUGCAACAGUUCAUCCUGGGAUGAAGACUCAUCUUCAAGAUGCUUGGAAACAUUUAAUGGUUUUCAAAAGCAAAACAGCUGUAUUCAAAUGGUGCAUUUGGUGGGCAUUGGCCAGUUGUGGGACUUUUCAAGUUCAAAAUUACGUGCAAAAUUUGUGGGCUUUAUUACAACAAAAUGGUGAAGCAUACAAUGGUAUCACCGAGUGUGCAGCAACUUUGAUCGGAGCGAUCGUUUGUUUUUUCGUACAGUACAUGAAAAUUGAUUGGGUGAAAUGUGGCGAACUGAUAUUAUGGAUCAAUUCGAUGAUUAGCGCUAUAUUAUUGAUUGUAAUGUCUCAAACGAGCAGUGCUUUUAUUGCUUAUAUUCUUUACAUAGUUUUUGCUACCAUUUAUCAGUUACUUAUAACAGCAGCAAGUACUAAUAUUGCGAUAGAAUUGACAGCAGCAAAUUAUGGUUUAGUAUUUGGUUGCAACACUUUUGUUGCACUUCUGUUGCAAACAAUACUUACCCUAAUUGUUGUUGAUAAGCAUGGUUUGGCACUUGAUAUACGUACACAGUUCUUCAUUUAUGGCUGCUAUUUCGGUGCGGUAUCAGCAAUUUUCAUUUUUAUGUUAGUACAGAAGCUAAUCGGUAAAAUUUUCGUUACUGAAUUUACUCCUACGGAUCAAUCUCCUGAAAAAGAUACUCUGACAUAA